AUGUAUUUACAAACAAUAACUAUUGAUCAUCAAGUGCUCAUCGGUGCUGGAGCUUUCUUUUCAAUGCCAAAUUUGGAAGAAUUUGAAUAUUCCAAUACAAAACUUCUUUCUCUAUUAGAUUCCACCUUUGCAAACUGCUCCAAUUUAGAGGAUAUUAAUUCUGAAGCUCCAAUCAUUUAUAUUGGAAGCGAUUGUUUCUUUAAUUGCUCUUCUUUAGAAGAUUUUGAUACAAAAAGCGUUGAAUUCAUUGGUUCUCGAGCAUUUGAAAGAUGUUCAAGCUUAAAAUCACUUGAUCUUUCAUCUUGCAGACAAAUUUCAGACAAUUCUUUCUUCGGCUGCAAGAAACUAAAAGAAAUAACAUUUUCCAAUAAGCUAACAAGCAUUGGCAAGGAAUGUUUCUUAUGGACAGCCAUUGAAAAUGUUCAAAUUGAAUCUAAUUUCCAUUAUAAUAUUGAAUCAUAUGCAUUUUCAUACUGUGAAGAGUUAGAAACUGUAUCAUUAGGACCUGGUAUAACAGAAUUGAAGGAUAUGACUUUCUCAUACACUUCAUUGAAGAAAAUAAUUUUACCUGAAACAAUUUCAAAAAUAGAAUCAAGUGCUUUCCUAUGUAUUACGCAUAGCUUUGAAGUUAAAAUUGAUUCCCGCAAUCCUAUUUUCAUUUCUACGACAAAUGGUGUUUUGAAUAAAAAUACCAAAGCUUUAGUCGUAUCAACAUACUUUGAUGAGAAGGCAACUUUGCCUAAUGAGACCGUAUUCAUUGAUGGUGAUACUGUUUUAAACGGAGUGGACGCAAAUGAACGAUUUUUCUCAAUGAGAAGUGAAGGAGCACCGAUAGUUGAAGUUCCUUCUUCAGUUUUAUACAUCAAAGAUGAUAGUUUAAUACAAUCUCAGUAUCUUUACAGUCUUUGCAUUGAAGGAAACCAUUUAAUUUAUGAUAAAUUGAUUAACUUUGAUUAUACAACUUAUGUAAAAAGCUCUUACAAGUUCCCGAUCAUGGAUUUGGAACCGAACUACAAAGAGUGUGGAACUGAGCCAUAUUACGCAAACUCUGAUUUUAGGGGAGUUUUCGGACUUAAGAAGAACGAAAUUUUCCUGGUAAUAUCUAUUUGUAUUGUUUCUGGUACUUUCAUUGCAUUUUUGGUCUAUUUCUUAGUAGUUCACAAGCAAGUUUGUAAAAAGAAGGAAAAGAAGCAGGAAGCAGGUAUGUUUGAUGUAGAGUUUUCUGAAUAA
Molecule: messenger RNA, 1230 nt
Organism: Trichomonas vaginalis G3
Lineage: Eukaryota; Parabasalia; Trichomonadida; Trichomonadidae
Product: ribonuclease inhibitor domain-containing protein
Exons: 1
Coding region: 1-1230 (409 amino acids)
Source: RefSeq, a predicted model, not a curated record